Molecule: messenger RNA, 672 nt
Organism: Rotaria sp. Silwood2
Lineage: Eukaryota; Metazoa; Rotifera; Eurotatoria; Philodinida; Philodinidae
Source: the annotation of a GenBank genome assembly
AUGCUCGCUCCAACUAUUCAACAAGGUGCCGGGUUAGUCAACGCUUUUCAAGCUUUAACAGCUACCACGAUCAUUUCACCAAGUGAACUAGCAUUGAAUGAUACGGUUAGAAGAAAGAAUUUCUACAACAUUAAAAUAUCCAAUAUCGGUAAUAAACCUGCCCUGUAUAAGAUAAGUCAUCAUGGAGCUGCAUUGACUACUGGAGCACAAGAAGGAAACGAUCAACUUUUAUCCCAACCAGUAUACUCUGCUGAUUACGCUGAUGUUUAUAUUUGGCCAACGAAUUUCAAACUUGAACCUGGACAAUCACGUAUGAUCACUGUUCGAUUUCAAGCGCCUCGUAAAGCUGAAGCAGCUCUUCUUCCCAUUUUCUCUGGUUUCAUUUAUGUCUCAAAUAAUGUAGAUGAAAAAGUUGCUCAUAUUCCAUAUGCUGGUGUUGUGGGCAAUUACAAGGAUGCUUCCAUUUUGGUUCGCAAUACUCCAUCAGGUAUCGUUACAGGCCUAUUAAGUGCAACUGGUGACUUUGUUUCGAACGGACAAACCAUGAAUGUGACUGCCUCCGGUGCAUUUCCAAUCUUACUAGUCACAGCAUGGACAUCACGUAUUGUUUUCAUGGAUGUUAUUUCGGGAAAAGGCAAUGUUCUACAUGGCUUUAAUCCAAGUAAUUUUUAA